Cucurbita pepo subsp. pepo (vegetable marrow) is the source of this 405-nucleotide messenger RNA. The record is from RefSeq and is a predicted model, not a curated record. NCBI's taxonomy places the organism in Eukaryota, Viridiplantae, Streptophyta, Magnoliopsida, Cucurbitales, Cucurbitaceae.
GCGUUUAGCGACUGUAAUAGUGAUAGAUCCGGGGAGUUUCCCACGGCGGCGUCGCAGGGCCGUCGGCUUUUGAUUGCUUGUGCUUCUGAUAACUCCGACGACCUAAUUCGCCAACUGGUUAUGGACCUCGAGUCCUGUUCGAUUGAGGAGCAGAAGCAAGCGGCUAUGGAGAUUAGACUUCUCGCUAAGAACAAACCGGAGAAUCGAUUGAAGAUCGCGAAAGCUGGAGCGGUGAGGCCGUUGAUUUCGUUGAUAUCGUGUUCGGAUCCGCAGCUUCAAGAGUACGGCGUGACGGCGAUUUUGAAUCUCUCGUUGUGCGACGAGAACAAGGAGCAAAUAGCGGCGUCUGGUGCGAUUAAGCCUCUGGUUCGAGCGCUGAUGUCGGGAACUCCUACGGCGAAGGAG